This is a messenger RNA of Pecten maximus, 948 nucleotides long. RefSeq lists its product as uncharacterized. Lineage: Eukaryota; Metazoa; Mollusca; Bivalvia; Pectinida; Pectinidae. The record is from RefSeq and is a predicted model, not a curated record. The transcript has 3 exons. The coding region runs from base 74 to 688 and encodes 204 amino acids.
CGUGACGUUCGAUUGUUCUCUAUUGUUGUUGGUGGUAAUAAUACAACAAACUUGUACAACAUUAAUCUUAAUUAUGUCUGGAUCGAAGAGUCGUUUAGAUCACGGUGACGCUAUGUGGGGGGUCGGUUUAAAAGGGGAGACGGAGACAGAGAGACGACAAUAUCAGGGGAAACAAUCAUAUGGAGAUGUCUUAUGUCCUCAAAGUCCGAGAUCUGACGGUGACCUGAGGGACCAAACAAAGCCUACAUGUACAAUGGGGCAUUUUUCGACAGACCUGACACAAAAAGGCACACACCUAGCACCUGCCGGUGUGGAACUCACAAUGGACCAGUCUAAUGAUACCGUGAUCAGUGUUGAAGAUAGGGUCGCACGUAGUGAACACACCAAAGUCCCGAUGUUGAAGUGUUUGGUACCACACAUUAGCGUUCCGACCAAGGUACCAACAAACCGCCCCUCCCCCGGAUACACAAGACCACAAUGCAAGCCCUGUGCCAUAUUGGUAAACGGUAAAUGGGUGAACUUGAACAAACGACCCUGUGUACUGGUAAGACUGGGAGAAAGAAUGGCGCGUGUGUUUCGCCGACUGAACCGUUGGUACGAUGAAGUGAUGCUUGAUUUUGUCAUCAUCAGGGCCCGGAGGCAGGCCGAUAAGAGGAGGGAAGAAGGACUACGUCAGCAGAAUGUUUAAGAUACGGACGUGUCAUGUGACACAUUCCAUGGAGAGGCAGAGAGACAAUCUGUUUAUAUUGACAAUAAGAUGUUUAAAUCAUCAAAAUCAGGCAUUUGUAUAUUUAGCACUCGAAAUGUGUAAAAGGCAAGAGCAAUUGAAUGUAGAUAGAUCGCUACUUCUUGGAUCUUAGAGUACACGUUUGGUUAGCAUACUAUACAUGUACUGUAUAUGUUACAGCAAGUGAACUCUGUUGAUUAUAAAUAAACAUUUUCUUUUAA